This is a messenger RNA of Menidia menidia (Atlantic silverside), 5996 nucleotides long. The record is from the annotation of a GenBank genome assembly. Lineage: Eukaryota; Metazoa; Chordata; Actinopteri; Atheriniformes; Atherinopsidae.
UCGGAAGAAAACUCGGUUUCCCAUCAGUCUUCACCAUCCGGUUCCAAGGGAAGGAAGAUGGCGGCUACGAAUGAAAUUGGGAUGCCGCUGCGCUCCUGAAACGCGAAAAAGCUUUUUGAUGCUUUGUUUUAAAUAUUGCUCCAUUAUUUUAUUAACCACAUGAAUUUUAGACGCUGGCUUUUAUCUCAAACAUCGUAAUAUUGGACUGAAGUAAGCUGCUCACUUCGUUUGCCUCGUUGGAACUAUGGUGUGUUUUUCUGAAGAAACCAUACCAAUUUGACACAAAAGUUGAGACUUGACGAAUCAGCAGGCAGAGGCUGACAUGAAACGGUUUUCUCAUGGUACCAUUUUCAUGUGAGGGGUUUUGUCCUUCAAGUCAAAAAAAGCUUUCUGCACAAGCGGUUUUUAAACUUCAUGGACUUGAUUCAAACACCAGGCAUCAAAAGAAAACCCUCCACCUCCAAAAGUGCAUUUUAAAAAAUUUGCAGCACCCUGCUACUCCCCUCAUAUCUCCGUCAUUCCUUCAUCUGAUCCACCUUCAGACUUAUCCUUUGCCUCCUCUUUAAUGGCAUCCCUUCAUUUCCCCAAAACCUUGUAAGAAAACAGAGGGAGUUGUGCAGGGUGUCUUCUGUUUCUACCACUCUUGCUACUUAAUCUCUUUCGAGAUCUUCCACCUACUCCACCUGUUUGGAUUACUCUACUUAGGUGUCAAUGAAGCAAAGAGUUGAUUGUGAAGUUGAUGGCAGGAAAAGGGGGAUGGAUAACCCUUUCAAUACAACUGAUAGGAAUAAAGAAAGAAUGGUAGAGAUUGAACAAGGAGAAGGGGAGAAAUAUGACCCCUUUGACCCCACUGGUUCUCCAGUGUCAGAUGUGGAUGACGGAGAUGAAAUAGAGGAGGUAAUCAAGAGACGUUUUGAAGAAACUAAUUCAAAGAAAGAGGCAGAACCUCCAGAUUCUACAGAAACCUUGGCUGGCCUGGCAAGUCCUUGUUUGACAAUCGAACUACCUCACAGGAGGAAAGUGGAAAGCAGGACCGCCAAAGCUAAAGGCAAGAUAGAGAAAAUUGACUCUGAUUGUUCUGAGAUUGAGGAGGGGGAGAUAGUCGGAGUUGCAGACAAAGAUGGUAACAAAAGACCUACUGUGGAAGUGUUAUCCAUUUUAACUCCAGAAAUGUCCUUCUUUGGUUCAAAACAAGAGCGCAUUCUCCGGGUGCUUGAGGGAGACCAGUUUGUGUCUGUAUGUACUGAAGCAAACUGGGAGGAUGACCGAAAGCUUGAGGAUGAGCCUGUGGUGGGAGUGGAGGAUCUUAGAAGAAAGUUGGUCAAUCGGAGGAAGGAACGGUAUCUAUCUUUUCCUGCUUCUUCCCCGCUCUCUCCUCAGCCUCUAAUGUCUCCUACCCUUACUCAACCAAGCGCAUCAUCAUCAUCGCCUCUCACACUUUCUGUAGAGCAAAACACCAAGAAUCCCAAGUCCUCUGGGAGUUUCAAGGACCACAUUCAAAAGAAAAGCAAGGAAAGGAAGGCCGGGGAUAAGGAAGUUCGGAAAAAAAAGAAAAGGAAAGGCAAAGAAGGAGAUCAGAAGAGGAGCAAAGAAAAGGAGCAAGAACACAAAGCUGGGAAGGAGGUGAAAUCGAGGAGGAGCAGCAGGAGCAGUAGCCGGAAGAGGAAGAAAAGACACUACAGCAGCCCAGAUGUCUCACAACCGUGCAACUCUUCAGGAAAAGAGGGUCACUCUCAGCGCUCUUUUUCAAGCUUAUCAGAGGAACGACACAGAGACAGGGAAAGAGACAAAAAUCGAGACAGAAUUACAGAUAGGGACAGAGAGAGAGACAAGGAAAGAGGCCGAGAAAGAAGUAAAGGAAGAACCAGAGACAGGGAGAGAGAUCACAACCGAAGCAGUAGCCGUAGAAGAAAUGAAAGGAUGUCAGAAUCUAUGUCUAGAAAGAGAGAAACUGACAUAAGCGGGAAAAAGCAUUCAAACAGCAGAGAGCGUGGCCUCUCUAAGAGGUCCAAAAGAAGUAGGGAAAAGAGGGAAAAUUGUAGACACCGCGAGAGGGAUGCCCGCCCUGUUGUACCUCCAUCUAUUCAAGACCUUAAUGGAUCCGACCUCUUUGCUAUCAAGAGAACGAUUACAGUCACAACCACCACUACCACCACCACCGUACCUGGCUCUCCGAGACUAUCAUCUCCCUGUCGUUCAACACAGGUUGUUGAUCCCUAUAAGAAAAAAAAAAGAAAAUGGAGCUCACCUGGAGACAUGGAGGACCAGAGAAGUUGUCACAGCCAAUCACAGUCACUCUCACCAUCAAGGUAUCACAGUUACAUGUCAGACCGCUACUCGGAUAAGUUGGAAAUUGACAUGUUGUCUUUGGAUGGUGAAGCUUUGGAUUCAGACUAUCCGUCUUUGGAGGAUACACCUCCUGCUGCUCUGCCUCCCAAACCACCAAUCACCUGCUCUAAAGCUAAAACUACCUCCAAGACUGGACAAACCAACCCAAAAAAGAAGUCUCACUCACUAAAAAAAUCUGAAUCCUCAUCCAACAGAACUACAAGAAAAUGCCUCUCUUCACUAAUGGUGAGUUCGGGCUCGGCCUCCACCGCACCAAGUAUUGCUCCCGUCAAGCGAGCCAGAAAAGUGGGAAAAGACAAAGACCGUGACAAAGGCAGUAGAAAGGAAAUCAAUCGUCCCAUUAAAUCCAAGAAGGAGAACAGCAGUAGUCGUAAAAGUAAGCUUCAGUCCAAGGUGUCUGUGCUCGUCCGUGAGGGCGUGAGCAGCACCACGGGGGCUUCAGUUGGUUCUGGAAAGCUUAGCAUGGACCUCCUGGGACAAGGAGGGACAGGAGGGGGGGCUGGGAGCUCAGUUGUGGGUGGCUCGAUUGCAGUGGUCUUCUGUAGGGACAAUGAAAGCCGGUCACCAUUUCUCAAACCUUGCUCGGAGCCACUGUCACUGGGUGUACGCAAUAAAGUGGGGGCUGCACCAUCUCUAACUAGUCCCUUGAUAAGGAAGUCCAAGAAAACAAAACCCAGCUCGAUCACAUCCACCUCCUCGUCUGCAUCCUCUCCAUCAUCAUCUCUGCCAACCAAGCGCCGGCAUCGCCCGGCCAAGAAGACGAGAGAGAAAAAAGGAACUCGACCGGCAGCCGAUGGCAACCAAACUAAAGCAGCGUCUGAAUCCUGGGAGGGAUCCUCCUUUGAUGUUCAGUCAGCUGGUGGAGAGGGCAGCAAGUCAGCCAGUCCACAGAUCGACCAACCAGGCCCUGUGCCUUGUUCCUCAUCUUCCUCGACGUCCUCCUCCUCCACCGCGCCCCACCCCCCGGCCUCUCCCCCACACACACCUCCAACGGCGGCUGCUUCUCUGCGUGACAACAGGGAGUCUUCGCCGGACUCUCAGACCGUGGACAGCAGCUGUAAGACACCGGACCCUUCUUUUCCGGCCGACGAUCACCCGGCUCAGACCAGUCCUGCCCCCCUUGCCUCCAGUCCACCCAGUGUGCCCACUUCUCAUGGAGCCAGUCUCAGCAACGCCUCGUGCACCCCAGCGGCCAAGCCGCCGCCUCUAGAUGAUGCACCAAAAGCCCUGGCUUCUCCUCCUUGUUCAUCUUCGUCAGCCAACAGUGGCCUGAACUCCCUUUCUGGUACUCUGUCUUCAUUGGACUCCUCAUCCUCAGUGUCCUCUUCAUCUGCUAGUAAGCCCCCCCCUCCCCCCGUCCCUCUAGCAGCAUCUGCCCUCCCCUGGAGUCUACAAACUGGAGUGGACUGCACAACUGGAGGCGUUUUAGCAUUAACUGCUCUGCUCUUCAAAAUGGAGGAGGCCAAUAUAGCCAGUAGAGCAAAAGCGCAAGAGUUAAUUCAAGCAACCAACCAGAUCUUCUCACAGACCAAUCAGAGCCAGUCCCAGCAGCACGCUCCUCCCUCCUCCCCCUCCUCGUCCUCACAGAUCCCCCCCCCUCCUACUUUGCCACCCCCCUCGGGUCUUAGUCCAGCCCAGUUCAUCCUCCACGGCUCUCUCCCAUUGGUCAGCUGCACCAAAACUCCACCGUCUCACCUGCACCCCUCCAUGGGGGGCGGCUGCGCCCAGACCCCCCCCUCCGUGGUGUCGGUGGGGCUGUCGGGGGUGACUGGGGGCUCCUGCGACAGCGGAUGGGACAAUGAGAGCAAAGACCCAGAAAAGUAUCUGAAGAAGCUGCACACACAAGAGCGGGCUGUGGAGGAAGUGAAACUCGCAAUCAAACCUUACUAUCAACGCAAAGACAUCAACAAGGAUGAAUACAAAGACAUCCUCAGGAAAGCUGUACACAAGAUCUGUCACAGUCGCACUGGAGAAAUCAACCCCGUCAAAGUCAGCAACCUCGUAAAGCUGUACGUCCAGCGGUACAAGUACUUCCGGAAACAUGGUCGGAAAAUGGUUGAGGAGGAGAGGGAUGCACUACAUUCCUCUGCCUGAUUAGACUUUUCAUUUAUUUCUUUGUUUCUUUUUUUGACUACCACCCACACAGCCCGGCAAGGCUGAAAAUCCAUACUGUCUGUCUUUUUUUUCCCUCCAAUCAAUACUUUUUAUUGUUUUUCAAAACUCAUUCUGUCUGUUCUCAUGUCAUUGCAGAUUCCUGUAUCUCUAUAUUCUAAUUGUAAAUAUAUCUCAAAUAUAGUUUUUAUUAUGAAUAGUUUCAGGAAACGGAGGCUGUCUUGUGUGAAAUAAUACAUUUCAGUACACAACCUUGCAAUAAAUACGUUUUUAAAGAUGAAACGUUAGUUUUUUCCACUGUAUCUAGUAGGCAUUUCAUAAUGUUGAAAAGGCUGAGAGACCCGCCACAUCUCAUCCACAUCUACGUCUCUUUGUAUCUAAGCAUUAGCUGUCAGUGAGUUUUACAACAGAAUUUUAAACCUUUGAGUUAUUGUAUUUUGUGCAUGUGUACCUGAACUGGUUUAAUUGAUAACAUUUCUUUAUAUGAAAUCUUGCCCUACCAAAUAUAAACACGUCAAUUCAAAGACUGUCAAAGUACACGUCCUAGCAACAGCUGGAGUGCCGGAACCUUCUGGAGCAGGAGAAGCCUGCAACACCAGGGAACUCACAGGGGGAACAGUCAUUUAGUAUACUUUCUACCUGGUAUGAUGGACCUGUUGAGAAUAAACAUUUUUUUUAAAAGUUCAGAUUUAAGUUACAAGAUGCUGCGAGUCAACAGUAUAGAUUUCCUAGAAAACCUUGAAAGAGCAGUUUCAGAUUUGGCAUUACCAGGUAUUCAGAGGUGGUUCUACGAUUUCUGUUCACAAAUAAGCACGGAUGGAUGCAUCUUAAGAUGCAACAAGCCUCUAGAAGCGUCGUCCCAACAUAGACUGGUGGAUUUCCUAGGCGUUAGGAUAAAUUGCCUUUGCAGCUUCAGACUCGUCACAAAUUUGUCAGACAAGGAAUCAGGUCACUAGAAUGAAUUUUCCACUUUGGUCUUAUCCUUGAGCUAAAUCAAGCCCCAGCCACCUUCACUACUGAUAAACUUCAACCAGUUGGACCAUUUGAACAUAAGUGUGCUUUAAAAAACACUCACUAUUUGGUCUUAAUGGCAAAUCUGCUGAUUGUUCCAAUUUUUUAUACUGCUGAUGUUUUCAUUUCAAAAUGAUUGUUUUCCCAGUCUGAUUUACAAUAUCUUGUAUAGAUAGUGUACCGAUAACUGCUUAUACGUUGUGCCUUGGAGACACUUAUUUCCAUACUUAAGUGGCAUACUUCUGAUCAGUUAGCUAUGCAGUUCUGGGGUGCACGGCUCCAAUAACUUCUGAAUGUUCAUAUUGCUCCAUAUAUGUUGAACUGCCCCAAGUAACAACAAAAAACAUGAAAAUGUGGCACCAAGGAAUAACAUAUUAGGAUGUAUUUUUGUUCGGCCCUAAUUAUCUGGCACGUCCCCAUUGUUGAGUGAAUAUCAUGCUUGAUCAUCUGAAUCAUAUUCUGUAAAAAAAAAAGACCCAAAAAAAGCUUUUUGUUUUUCAAUAAAAGCUAAGCAGACAUAAAGA